Rubroshorea leprosula is the source of this 680-nucleotide messenger RNA. The record is from the annotation of a GenBank genome assembly. NCBI's taxonomy places the organism in Eukaryota, Viridiplantae, Streptophyta, Magnoliopsida, Malvales, Dipterocarpaceae.
GGACUAGAACUCUACAAUGGAAUCCUCAUGCGCUAUGUUAAAGCUUCAAGUGCUUACUUGGGCAGUCAAGAGGAUGCAUUAGACUUUGAUAUCACCUAUUACCGGAGCAAAGAUCCACUGACUCCCAGGCUUUACGAAGAUAUUCUGGAAGAGAUAGAACAAAUGGCAGUGUUCAAGUAUGGAGGUCUUCCACACUGGGGGAAGAAUAGGAACAUUGCAUUCGAUGGUGUGUUCAAGAAAUACAGAAAUGUAACAGAGUUCUUGAAGGUGAAAGAGGCGUACGACCCAUCAGGGUUGUUUUCGAGCGAGUGGACCGACCAAAUGCUUGGGUUAAAAGAUGGGUUGAGCAUUGUCAAAGAGGGGUGUGCCUUGGAAGGGCUUUGUAUCUGCUCACAAGAUAUUCAUUGUGCUCCAAGCAAAGGGUAUUUCUGUAGACCUGGCAAAAUAUACAAGGAUGCAAGAGUCUGUACUCUUAUCAAGCAAUUGGGAUUUGUUGGAGAUGCCUCAACUGAGUCUCCAUCAAAUCUUUUUCAAGCUUAAUUAACUUCUCACAUGUUUCAGUAUGCCUCAUUGCAUCAUAUCUAAAAAUGUCCAACACAUGUGCCUGCAAAACUCUACUGUAUUGUCUACGAUCCCAUAUGUAACCUUCUCCAUAUUAUUAAUAAUAUUGGGAUUGUUUA